AUGGUGCUGUUAAAAAGUCCAUCACCGCAACGCCGCGGUAAUCGCAUUAGCAACAAUCAGCAUCAAUUAAAUGGCUCGCCAACGCGUCAAUUAAAGAACCCAUCUCCUACGUCGAAAGAUUUGCCACGAAAAUCACGUGGAAACAGUCCUGGUAGCAGGUCUACUGGUUCACGAGGGAGCAGCCCUGCUAAGGCGUCUUCUGUUGGAUCUAAAAAGUCUAUCAGAUCGCUGGGCUUGCGUAAAUCUGAAUCUGGAAGCAUUGAAAGGCUCACUGAUGGAGAUAAAAAAGUAAUUGCCUCGAAACACCUUUUACCAGAAGAUAACAUCAAUGUAGUCGUGAGAGUAAGACCUUUGAAUAAUAAAGAAAUAAAGGCUGGAGAACAGUUCUCAGUCCAUUUUCCAGGCAAUGGACAAAUUGAAUGCGACACAUUGCCUAAUUCUACUGAUAAAAAAACUAAAUUGUUUUCUUACAAUGUCGUUUUUGAACCCGCUGCGAGCCAAGAUGAUCUUUUGCAGUAUUCGGGGAUUAAGAAAUUGAUCGAUAUGACUAUCGAGGGAUUUAGUUGUACUGUUUUUUGCUAUGGACAGACUGGUAGUGGAAAAACUCAUACACUUACUGGUCCACCGGGUUUGUUUGACAACAUGGAUCAUUAUGCAGAAGAUCAUGGAUUAAUACUUCGUUCGUUCGUUUAUUUAUUCAAAAUUCUACAAGAACGAAGUGACUUUAAUUUUAUAAUCAAGGCUUCCUUUCUCGAAAUUUAUAAUGAAAAAAUAAUAGACCUCCUUAAUCCAGGAAAUUCUCGAAAAUCAUUAGCAGUAAGAUGGAGUAAAAAAACUCGAGGAUUUUUUGUUGAAAAUUUAUUUACUGUUGAAUGUGAAGAGCUGGAUGAUUUAAUUGGUGUUCUCGAAGAAGGUAUGAAAAAUAGAGCAGUUGGUACGCACAAUAUGAACGAACACUCAAGUAGGAGUCAUACUAUUCUUACGGUACACAUUAGAUCUGAGCAACAAAUGGAGAACGGUGUAUUUAUUUCAAAGCAAGGAAAAAUAAAUUUUGUUGAUUUAGCUGGUAGUGAAAUGACUAAGAAGACACAGAGUGAAGGCAAAACACUUGAAGAAGCUAAUAAUAUUAAUAAAAGUCUUAUGGUUUUAGGCUACUGUAUUUCAUCAUUAAGUGAUGGGAAACGUAAGACUGGUCAUAUUCCUUAUCGUGAUAGUAAAUUAACAAAACUGUUAGCCGAUAGUCUAGCUGGGAACGGAGUAACAUUAAUGAUCGCAUGUAUAUCUCCAGCACGUUCGAAUUUAAGUGAAACCUUGAACACUCUUCGAUAUGCAGCUCGAGCUAAGAGAAUCCGCACAAAACCAAUAAUCGUAAUGGACCCUAGAGAAGCAUUGAUCCUCAGUCUAAAACGAGAAAAUAAUGCCCUGCAAUUGGAGAACGAUCAUUUAAAAUCAGUGUUAAAUUUUGACGCUCGUAGUCCUGACGAGCUUUACAGUCAAAAAUAUUAUAUUCAAUCGCGAGAAGACCGGCGGACUGUCACUCCGCCUCAAGUAGACCUUGAAAAACUCGCGGAGCUGGAGCAAGCUGAGUUAACUCAGUUAUUAAGAGCUUAUAUUGAUGAGAGCGAAGCUCUGAGGCGGGAAAAUGCUGAGCUUUAUGCCACCCGGGAACAGGUGAUAAGAGAUCAAGAGCUUGUUUGUCGAGAGAACGAAAGGCUGCUGAAAAAAUUAGAAGAUGUUAACUCUAGAGUUUGUUGCCGUUCUCCAAUAAUUCCAGCGCGUCCGACGUUCUCAGCAGAGAUGUUAAAUAAUUCACCUGACGAUCUUCCUGGAGCGACAAAUGUCUGGACGAAUCCAAAUUUACCCGAUCCAAAUGUAAAUAGAAAUUCAGUAUCUCCAAAGCAGAGCAACGGGAUGCCGACAAAAGUGUUAAAAGAAUUAGACAAGCGGAUAAAUGGAAGCUUCAGCAAUAUUGCGGAUGCAUACAGAGAUAAAAGUAAUCAUCGUCGUUACAGCUCCUGGGAUAACGUUAACCCGACGGAUGUCGAGCAAAACGGAUCGCCUAUCGAGAUCAGCCAUCCGCGCAGGUCAGCAUUUCGCAGGACGUCGACGGUGCCUGAAGAAAGAAGAACCUCCAAAGACGUCCUGGGCCCAAUUGUAUUUUCUCAGUCCUUGGACUCUUCACCAGACUCCGUUCUAAGCGGGCCGAUGACUGAGGGAUUAUUUUCGACACCCAAUACUGGAGAUUCCGUCAACGCGACGACACCUUUUCCGCGGAUAACUUCUUCUCCAAUUCGCUCGAAAAGCCACGAGGGCAAUAAUAGAAGAAGCAAUUCAGCUACGAAUAAAGAACGCGUUGCUGCUAGACGGGCGUUUGGCAGUCCUGUAUCUAUCGAUGACGAGGAUGUCCAUUUUUAA
Messenger RNA from Cotesia congregata, 2415 nucleotides. NCBI's taxonomy places the organism in Eukaryota, Metazoa, Arthropoda, Insecta, Hymenoptera, Braconidae. The record is from the annotation of a GenBank genome assembly.